Penicillium riverlandense is the source of this 2430-nucleotide messenger RNA. RefSeq lists its product as uncharacterized. Lineage: Eukaryota; Fungi; Ascomycota; Eurotiomycetes; Eurotiales; Aspergillaceae. The transcript has 4 exons. Gene Ontology annotation, biological process: mitotic G2 DNA damage checkpoint signaling; DNA replication initiation; mitotic DNA replication checkpoint signaling. The record is from RefSeq and is a predicted model, not a curated record. Bases 1 to 2430 code for a protein of 809 amino acids.
AUGGGCGCGACGCACUCAUCCCACCUGACUCCGCACGUUACCCACUUGUUGGUCGGCGACCCGGACACGGAAAAGUACAAGUAUGUUGCGCGUCAUCGAAACGACGUGGCCGUGGUGAAGCCGGAAUGGAUCGAAGCAGUUCGGCAGCCGUGGAUGCAGGGCGAGGACACGGACAUUCGGGCCCUACAGGAGCAGCACAAAUACCCCGUGUUUGGCGGUCUCACUAUUUGCAUAACUGGAUUUGAGGACAAGGGGUUCAGGAAAUACAUGGAGCAGACGGCCAUCGAGAACGGCGCGGAAUUCAGGACGGAUUUGACCAAGAGCGUCACGCAUCUCGUUGCACGCAACGGAGAGGGCGAGAAAUACAAGUACGCGACGCAAUGGAAUGUCACGGUAGUGACGUUGAAGUGGUUCACCGACUGUCUCGAGCGCGGCAUGAUCCUUGACGCGAAUCCCUAUCAUCCAAUGGUACCGCUAGAGAAGCAGGGCGCGGGUGCAUGGGAACGACCCUUAGUGGUAGCCAAAGGACAAUCUGGGGGUGAGAGAACUGCUACCGUGGAACUUUCAUCCAAUCCUCGACCUCGAAAGCUACGCCGUACAGCAAGUACGAAAUUGGUCGGUCAAAAUGAAGGUAUCUGGGGUGAUAUUGUUGGCACUGGCUUUGCAACCCACCAGGCAAAAGGAGUCCAAAAUGGUCAACAACAAGGACGUGACCCAACAAGCUCUCGAUCUGUACCUGUUAUCCAAGCAGCAACAUCAUUUGCUAGCGAGUCUGCAUUCUCCGGAGCCAUAGAGGCUCCUCAACUACCACCCGAAACCAAAACUGCAACCAGCGCCGAGGGAUUUCUACAAGGUUCAUAUUUCUUAAUCAGCGGCUUCUCUUCCAAGCAGACGGGUGUCUUGCGCCAUCAUCUUCAAUUCAACGGCGCUCAGCUGGUAGAUUCACUCAGCGAGUUCUCUCGUCCUACAAUUCCGAAAACAGGUCGAGGGCUAUACAUCAUGGUUCCUUACAAGACCCCCAGAUCCGAGAUACCCUCAACCGAUGACAUGGCAUUCGAGUGCGAGAUCGUAACAGAUAUGUGGCUGGAAAGGUGUCUUGAUGCAAGAACGCUGGUCCCUCCAGAAUCACAUGUGGCAAGCACUCCGUUUCCCAAAUUCCCCAUACCAGGUUUCUCGGGAAUGCGGAUAUGCUCCACCGGGUUUGCUCGCAUCGAUCUUCUACACUUAUCCAAACUGGUUGAUCUGAUGGGCGCCUCGUACGAUGAAUUCUUGACGCCAAAAGCAUCUGUUCUCAUAUGCAAUGACCCCCAGUCAGCAAGCCACGAGAAGCUACGGCACACUAGCGAAUGGGGAGUACCUGCAGUAUCUGCAGACUGGCUUUGGAUAUCCAUCCAAAUAGGCCAGAAGAAACCCUUUGAACCAUAUAUUGUUCGGCGCCCAUUAUCCCGGAGUGGUAGCGGAGCGGAGAAGCCACACUCCAAGCCAAACUCUGUCAAUGUGGACCAAAAACAGCAACAGAAGGUCAAUGCUCAAGCAGAAAGGGCGUCCAAUUCCAGCUCAGAUUCUGCACAGAAGGGGAGAGCUGACAAGCGCGUGGCAUCAAGAAAACGCGACACGAAUCUGGGUGACGGGUUCUCAAGGGAGGAUCAACCCAAGCCCGACAACCCACCCAAGCCAUCUGUCCCGGCAUCUCGCUCUCCUUCGCCUGGUAAUGCCCCCAGCAAAGAUGACACCGCUACCAAGCCGUCCGAGUCCGACCAGGCAGCAUCUGCCGCUGCACCCUCCGCCCUCGACAUCGCGAUGAGUGGACUCCUCCAACAAGCACGAGCCGCUAAAUCUCGCGCUCAAACCGAGACCACCGCCAGCGAAACCAACGAAGAUGGCAGCUAUCCCCCACGGCGAAAGCGCAAACCCCUUCUCGGCCGCGCCCCAUCCCACUCCUCAACCCGAGUACUCGAAGCGCCCGGAGGCGCAGGAGGCCGACCAGUCUCCCGCGCGAGCUCAAUCGACACCCUAAAUGAUGACGGCGUGGGCAGCGCCCUAGAAAGCAAUCCCACGCGCGACAACUCCAUGUCGCGCACAAACAGCCGCGCGAAUGAGCAGAGCCUCUCAUCGAUGUUCAGCGGCGGGAAACUGGAGACUUUCCUGGCCGACCAGUUCCCCUCACACCUCGAGGCCGAAGACGAAGAGAACCACGAGCCUCCGCCCAUGACGCAGCUGGACUAUGAGGAUCCGGAUGCUGCGGCCAUGCGGGCUGAGUUUCUCAGUCGAGCGGGCAAGUUGCCCGGGAAGAAGAAUGGUGCGGCGGCUGCUCCUGAUCCCGGUGUGUUGGUUGGUCAGGUUAGGGAAUUGGAGGAUAUCGGGUGGGGUUCUAAACGGAGGACGAGGAAGACGGCUGCAAAGGCUGAUGAUGAGGAUGGGUUGUUCUAG